GAGCAUCGCUUACUAGAAGGAGAAAGCGAAAACAUCGAAGAAGAGGGGUUUUUGCCGAAACCAAAACAAAAGCGCCAGGGGACUUUUGUGUUUUGUGUGCUUACUGCUUACAGAAAUAUUUUCUUUUCAAAAUAGAACCGUUAAAGACGACCGUUUGAUUCCCGGCUCCCGCCAUGGUUGCUGAGGUCGAGCACCACCAGCCGCCCCAACAGACCUCUCCAACCCACACCGAGAAGACAAAGACCUUGAUCUGUGCCCUUAACAUCAUCUCUCGAAACCUACCUCUCCCUCCCAACCUCUUAGACUCCGUAUCCUCCAUCUACCAUGGCUCCGACGAGCCUGAGAAUGGUGUGCAUCCACAGGAGGAUGGUUCGGAGGAUAGUGAAAUUUCUAAGCGAGGAGAUUUGUUAACUAACUUUGAAGAUGCGCUAUCAAAGCAACGACCAAAUUGCAUGUCAGGAUCCAAGUUGAUGACAUCGAGGAACACCCGAUACGAAAGUCGUUUCCAGCAUCGACUGAGUGAACUUGAAGAGCUGCCUUCAAGUAGAGGGGAGGACUUGCAGACGAAGUGCUUAAUUGAACUCUAUGGGCUAAAGCUAAGGGAGAUGCAAAGCAAGGUUCGUUCUGAAGUAAGUUCAGAGUACUGGCUUCGGUUGAACUGUGCAUAUCCUGACAAGCAAUUGUACGACUGGGGUAUGAUGCGAUUGCGCCGUCCUUUAUAUGGUGUCGGAGAUGCUUUUGCCACAGAAAAUGACGAUCAAUUCAGGAAGAAAAGGGAUGCUGAGAGAUUGUCAAGGUUGAUAGAGGAGGAAAGGAAUCAAAUGGAAACUAGAAAAAGAAGAUUUUUUGCCGAAGUACUUAAUGCAGUUCGUGAAUUUCAAUUGCAAAUUCAAGCUUCUCUCAAACGCCGGAAACAACGGAAUGAUGGGGUCCAGGCAUGGCACGGUAGGCAGAGGCAACGUGCUACACGAGCUGAGAAGCUGAGAUUUCAAGCUCUUAAGGCUGAUGAUCAAGAGGCAUACAUGAGAUUAGUAAAGGAGAGCAAGAAUGAGCGAUUAACCAUGCUUCUUGAAGAAACAAAUAAACUCCUUGUUAAUUUGGGAGCUGCUGUUCAACGUCAGAAAGAUGCUAAACCAUUAGACGGCAUUGAACCCCUGGAAGACACAGAAGAUGAUUUGCCUGAGUUGGAUGUUUCAAAGAAUGGAACCCCUGGAGAUUCAUUUCUUGAUGAAGAGUCGGAGGCCGUGGAUUCUGAUCGCAAUGAUGAAUCUAACGACUUACUUGAAGGUCAAAGACAGUAUAACUCGGCCAUUCAUGCCAUUCAGGAACAGGUAACUGAGCAGCCAUCCAUACUUGAAGGUGGAGAAUUAAGACCAUACCAGUUGGAAGGGCUUCAAUGGAUGCUGUCUUUAUACAAUAACAACCUGAAUGGAAUUUUAGCCGAUGAAAUGGGGUUGGGGAAAACAAUACAAACCAUUUCAUUGAUUGCUUAUCUCACGGAAAAGAAGGGUGUGAGUGGUCCCCACUUGAUAGUGGCUCCGAAGGCUGUACUGCCAAACUGGCAAAUUGAAUUCAAAACCUGGGUUCCCAGUAUUCCAGCAAUUCUUUAUGAUGGUCGAAUGGACGAGAGAAAGGCAAUUAGGGAGGGGUUGUUAUCGGGCGAGCAGAAAUUGAAUGUGCUGAUCACUCAUUAUGAUCUUAUUAUGAGAGAUAAAGCAUUUUUGAAGAAAAUUGACUGGUUCUACAUGAUUGUUGAUGAAGGACAUCGAUUAAAGAAUCACGAAUGUGCUCUUGCGCGGACUCUUCUCACAGGCUAUCAGAUUCAGCGUAGACUUCUGUUGACUGGGACUCCGAUCCAGAAUAAUCUGCAAGAAUUGUGGUCCCUGCUUAAUUUUCUCCUCCCAAACAUUUUUAACUCAGUUCAGAAUUUUGAGGAGUGGUUCAAUGCUCCCUUCGCAGAUCGGGGUGACGUUUCUCUUACAGAUGAAGAACAGUUGCUGAUCAUUCGCCGCUUGCAUCAUGUUAUAAGGCCAUUCAUUUUGAGGAGGAAAAAAAAUGAGGUGGAGAAAUUCCUUCCUGGGAAGUCCCAGGUCAUACUGAAAUGUGAUAUGUCAGCAUGGCAGAAAGUAUAUUAUCAACAAGUUACAGAUGUUGGCAGAGUGGGGCUAGAUACUGGAUCCGGGAAAUCAAAGAGUCUACAGAAUCUGACAAUGCAGCUCAGGAAAUGUUGUAACCACCCAUACCUUUUUGUUGGGGAUUAUAAUAUGUGGCGCAGAGAUGAGAUAUUCAGAGCAUCUGGGAAAUUUGAGCUACUUGAUCGUCUACUUCCAAAACUUCAUAGAGCAGGGCAUAGGGUCCUGCUGUUCUCACAAAUGACUCGUCUCAUGGAUAUUCUUGAAAUUUAUUUGCAGCUUCAUGAGUUUAUGUAUCUUAGGCUUGAUGGCUCGACCAAAACCGCAGAAAGAGGGGUUUUGCUUAGUCAAUUUAAUGCUCCAGACUCUCCAUACUUCAUGUUUCUUCUGAGUACUCGUGCUGGAGGGCUUGGUUUGAACUUACAGACAGCGGACACUGUAAUAAUAUUUGAUAGUGAUUGGAACCCUCAAAUGGACCAACAGGCAGAGGAUCGGGCGCAUCGUAUUGGUCAGAAGAAGGAAGUCAGGGUUUUUGUUUUGGUUAGUGUUGGAUCAAUUGAAGAGGUAAUCUUGGAGCGUGCAAAACAAAAGAAGGGCAUUGAUGCCAAAGUCAUUCAGGCUGGACUUUUCAAUACAACUUCCACAGCUCAGGACAGAAGAGAGAUGUUGGAGGAGAUCAUGCGUAGAGGAACAAGCUCACUUGGUACAAAUGCACCAAGUGAAAGAGAAAUCAAUCGCCUUGCAGCACGAUCAGAAGAGGAGUUUUGGAUGUUUGAGAAAAUGGACGAGGAGAGAAGAAAGAGGGAAAACUACCGAUCUCGUCUCAUGGAGGAGCAAGAGGUGCCCGAAUGGGCCUAUUCUCCUGAUAAUAAAGAAGAUAAGGCCAAAGCUUUCGAGCGUGCUAGCAACAGUGUCUUGGGGAAGCGGAGAAGAAAGGAUGUGGUUUAUGCUGAUACUCUGAGUGAUCUACAGUGGAUGAAGGCUGUGGAAAACGGUGAAGAUGUGUUGAAGGUUUCAAUUAAAGGAAAAAGAAGGGACCAUCCCCCAUCUGAGGGCAAUGAUUCUGCUAGCGAUAACAUUGAAGCUGAAGAAAAGGCGGCAGAAGUGAAGAAAGAAAAUUUGCCAACAACUGAGGAAACAAGUGAAGAUACCUUUGGUUCAACAAUAAAAAAACUGAAGUCAGAUGGGGGAAUUGUUGAAAAACCUGCUAUCAAGGGUGGCCAAGGAAGUGCUUUGAGUGGACCCUUAUUUUCAUGGAGUACACAUAAGAAGAAGAGAUCUAACUAUGUUGCCCAAAGUUCCUCCUCUGAUUCUAGAGGGCAGAAUUCUAUUGGCAGAGCAAAUGGUUGGAUGUGAUGAUACUUAAAAUGUUGAGCAAUGACUCCAUACUAAGUAGUUAUUUUAUUCAUACUGCAUAGAUGUUUCUCUCUAUUCCAUUUAAUGAAUGGAAAUUAGACGGUUUUAAAAUGAUGAAAUAUUGAAUGUUGUACUCUUUUGGAUUGCGUAGACAGCCAAAGCCAGUUACCUAAUUUGUCUGAUUGUACUUUUAGAGAACAUUGGCGUUGCUUUUGUAUGAAAAACUGUAGAAGUUGAAAGCAACCCGGAUUGGUAAUCAUUGAGAAACAUAA
Messenger RNA from Tripterygium wilfordii, 3760 nucleotides. Its product is annotated as probable ATP-dependent DNA helicase CHR12. Gene Ontology annotation, cellular component: nucleus. Gene Ontology annotation, biological process: positive regulation of transcription by RNA polymerase II. The coding region runs from base 174 to 3488 and encodes 1104 amino acids. The record is from RefSeq and is a predicted model, not a curated record. Gene Ontology annotation, molecular function: histone binding; DNA binding; ATP-dependent chromatin remodeler activity. The transcript has 12 exons. Lineage: Eukaryota; Viridiplantae; Streptophyta; Magnoliopsida; Celastrales; Celastraceae.